This is a messenger RNA of Paramuricea clavata, 1781 nucleotides long. The record is from the annotation of a GenBank genome assembly. Lineage: Eukaryota; Metazoa; Cnidaria; Anthozoa; Malacalcyonacea; Plexauridae.
AUGGUAAAGGAACAGUUUAGGGAGACAGACGCUGCCCGGCGAAUGUAAGUUUGCAAUCGGUUGAAUUUGAAACGAUUUAUUUUGCAAGAUAUAUUGCAGUGGUUGGCUAUGGUCAGCCUGGUUGUAGGUUUUCAGAAUUCAGAAUUGGUUAGCUAGCAAGCACGUGUCGUGCAAAUCGCGCUGUUAAUUAAGUAAUUAGGUAGUAAUAACAGACUUAGAAUUUUUCCUUUAGUUGUCAAUUAUUUUUUGUGUUAGUUAAUUAUUAUAUUGUUUGAUUUGUUUCUAUUCUUCCCCCCCCCCCCCGAUUAAAUGUGGUCAAAAUUAUGCGAACCGCCUGUCGUGCAAAACAUGCCAUCUGUCUGUUAUAUCACUGAGACCAUACUGAAAGCAGACUCAGCUGAAAAAGCAUAAUGGCCAACCCUCGAAAUUCAACUAUUUUUGCUUCGGCAAAUAAUUGCCGAAGUCUUUCGAUAAUUUUCGAGUUUGCCUUGGCAAUUUUCUUUGCCGAGGCACACAAUGAAAUCACCUUAAAUGCCUUUGGCAAUUACUUUGGCACCCUUCGGCAUUCACGUCGGCAAUUGUAAUUAAAGUAUGGAAAAUAUUGUAAACAAAUAUUAUACCGAGCGUAGAUUCAGACGUUUGACAAUUUGUUGUUAUUUUACAAAUUCCUGAUUCAAAAUGUUUUUAAAAGGUUAGUGGUAAUUAACAACAAAUAGUAUGAAAGAAUAAACUUGACGGUAAUCACGCGACAGUCUAAAAGAUAAAACAAAGUUUCUCGACGUGCCGUCUUUAAACCAUCAAGAUUGUUCUUUAUUUCAGCCGAAGCAGACCGACGCUGAAAAGCUGAAAUUUAAUAAUAAAAUUUUGUAAAGUAGCUAUGAAUGAAAUCUUCUGUUGUUCACCCAACGUUGAUGACAACAAUUCGAACAAAAAAGUGAUACAAAAACGAACACUGUAGUUUGUAAAUUUAAGCAAAAAAAAAAACGAACAGAUGCUGUAGUUUGUAAUUUAAGGUACAACGGGUGUAAUUGCCUCGGCAUUUUUUUGCCGAGGCAAAUUAUGAAAAAUCGUAACUUGCCUCGGCAUUUGCGCCGAGUGCCGAGGCGAAUUUCGAGGGUUGAAUGGCUGACACACCACGAUUUGUCCUCAAAAUGCACCCGUCGUUUUCUUAGUGAGUGGGCUUACGAGAGGUAUUCGCCAACCUGAACUUCUGCCGUUUUGAAUAUUUUUAGAGAGGGUAUUGCCUCUCAUAAGCGCACUAGCUAGGAACAUAUGGCGACAGCAUUGCAAUGGUUAUGCCAAGCUAAAUAAAUAAAUAAAUAAAGCUAAGACAACAAUUGUGAUUAUUAUUCAUAUUACUUUUUUAACCGUGUUUAUCCUAACCCACCCUGUCAACUUUCCCUGUGGGAGGAAACCGGAGCACCCGGAGAAAACCCACGACUUUCGGCAGAGCGUUGACUGACUCUUUUCACAUGAGUCCAUGGUGAGAAUCGGACCCACAAACUCAGAAGUGAAAGGGACGAAAGGCAUUUGCUGUGAUGACUAUGCCACCAAUGAAGCCCCAUCUAAAAUAUGUGCAAGAUCUGAAUAGACGUGCACACUAAAAUUUUGAUGGAUUAUCCAUCUGUUUUUGCUGCAUUUCUAGAAGCCAUCUUGAGUUUGGCAUAUUCUCGCCAUCUCACAUGCAACAGAAUUCUCAGAUCCAGUGCGUCAGUAAGAAUCUGUAUACGCCAGAAAAUGCUAGAAAGCCCGCACUUUUUGGAGUACUUGAUCCGCAGCUG